Messenger RNA from Mercurialis annua (annual mercury), 514 nucleotides. Its product is annotated as putative lipid-binding protein AIR1B. Lineage: Eukaryota; Viridiplantae; Streptophyta; Magnoliopsida; Malpighiales; Euphorbiaceae. The transcript has a single exon. The record is from RefSeq and is a predicted model, not a curated record. Bases 49 to 396 code for a protein of 115 amino acids.
GCUUUAAAAACAUAUAUUUCUAAAUAAAGCAUUCAGAAAAAAGCAGUAAUGGCUUCAAAAGCUCAAGCUUCACUUGCGUUUUUUCUCGCACUCAAUCUGCUUUGCUUCAGCAUGACGAGUGCGACUACUACUACAAUAACUUGCCCUAGUGACAUCUACUUAAACCUGAAAUUAUGUGUUAAUGUGUUGGGCCUCAUCACUAUUCCACCAAAUGCUCAAUGCUGUGGAAUUCUCGGCACUCUUGCUGAUGCUGAGGCUGCUGCUUGCGUUUGCGCUGCCAUUAAAGCUAAUGUGUUGGGCAUACCGCUCAACCUCACUCUUAAUCUUACCUUGAAUUUGUUGCUUAAGGGCUGCGGCAAGACUCUUCCUGUUAAUUACGUUUGCCCAGCUUACUGAUUAGUUUAAUUGGCUUGUGCUUGUGCAUGCUAUGCAUGAAUUUACAAGUCAAUUGAUAAAAAUCAAGUAUCUCUAGUUAUGUGCUUUUACUUAUUAUCGGUGUGGAAGACAAGCAAGA